AUACAGGCGCUGAGGAUGUUUGGAGGCUGGGUAACUGCGAAGACAAGGCUCGAGGAAGCUUCGACUUGUGUUGAAUCGAACAAUCAGAGAACUGAGAGACAUGAGGCUGGUCCUCAUUUUGACAACGUUUUCGUUGCUGUGCUUGGCCUCCAAUGGCGCUAUAACUUCUCGAUUGCUUCAGCGCAAUUCUCAUAGCAGCAAUUUCUUGACCACCGACGAACUCUGGUUCAAUCAGACUGUCGAUCACUUCUCCCCUUUGGAUCACAGUAAGUUUCCGCAACGGUACUAUGAAUUCACUGACUACUUUCGACUUCCUGAUGGACCGAUUUUUUUAAAGAUAUGUGGAGAAGCUUCAUGCGAUGGGAUACCCAAUGAUUAUAUCAGUGUUUUGGCAAAGAAAUUUGGAGCAGCUGUGGUUUCUCUUGAGCAUCGCUACUAUGGAAAGAGUUCCCCCUUUCGGUCUCUGAGAACAGAAAAUCUGAAAUAUCUUUCAUCUAAGCAGGCACUUUUUGAUUUGGCCGUUUUCCGUCAAUAUUAUCAGGAAUCCUUGAACGUAAAAGUCAAUCGAUCAAAUGUUGAAAAUCCAUGGUUUGUUUUUGGUGUUUCGUAUGCUGGUGCUCUUAGUGCAUGGUUUCGUCUAAAGUUCCCACAUUUAACAUGUGGAAGUCUUGCCAGUUCUGCAGUUGUCCUUGCUAUUUACAACUUUACUGAAUUUGACCGUCAGAUUGGAGAGUCAGCUGGUGCUGAAUGUAAAGCUGUAUUACAAGAAGUUAAUGGACUUGUUGAACAGAGGCUUGCAGUUGAUGGAAAUGCUGUGAAGUCAUUGUUUGGUGCUGCUAGUCUCAAGAUUGAUGCUGAUUUCCUGUAUCUUCUGGCAGAUGCUGCAGUUACAGCAUUUCAAUAUGGUAAUCCAGAUAUGCUAUGCUCCCCUCUUGUUCAAGCGAAAAAGGAUGGAGAGGAUCUGGAGAAUGCGUAUGCCACAUAUGUAAAAGAGUAUUAUCUUGGAACCUUUGGUGUCAGCAUUGAAACUUAUAAUCAGCAGCAUUUGAAAAGAACUAAUUCCGCUGGGGAUACAUCUGAUCGGUUGUGGUGGUUCCAAGUUUGCACUGAAGUUGCAUUCUUCCAGGUGGCACCCUCAGAUGAUAGCAUGCGCUCUUCAGAGAUUAAUACAAAGUACCAUUUAGACCUAUGCAAGAAUGUCUUUGGCAAUGGCAUCUAUCCUGAUGUUGAUGCAACAAAUAUAUACUAUGGAGGCACAAAAAUUGCUGGUUCAAAAAUAAUUUUUACGAAUGGCUCCCAGGACCCCUGGCGACAUGCAUCCAAACUGACCUCAACCCCGGACAUGCCUUCCUUCCUUAUUUCUUGUCAUAAUUGUGGCCAUGGAACUGAUCUGCGAGGAUGUCCCCAAUCUCCUUUAAGCCCUGAAGGUAUGUUAACUGGUUUCAGCUUUUUAUGUUGCGAAUACUCUCUGAGGUUUCAAAUGAAAACCUUGUAUGCCUCAAAAACAUGGUAUACAAGUAACAUAAGGUUGAGUUUCAACAAAAAGUCCACUUGACUCCCUAACUAUUUAUUCUAUCCUCUCUUUUUGUUAGUGGUUCAAAAUUAAUUAUGUUUCUCAUUCACCCUUUCACAAAGAGAUCCAUGCAAAAAAAAUCUCUUAUCACUAGUAUAUCACGAACUCUAUUCAGUAAUAAUGACUUCUAGAUAACGCCAUAUUGGGUUCUAGCUUGCGAUUCCAGGCACAUGUACUUUUGAAUUAUUGUUAUAUUUGGCAGUCCUUCCACUGAUGAAUUGCAGCAUGACACAUUACUUUGAGUUCCUGUGAGAUUCAAACCACUUUAGUUUUCCCUAUUAUGCACAAGGGCAGUUUUAUUCAGAAUUAUCAAUUUGUGCAUCAAAUAUUUAACUCUAGCAGCUAUUGGAAGCCACUUAUUCUCAAAACAGGGCCCAUACGAACUGGGACCACUUCUGCUUCUAUUCAACCAUAAAAUUUUAUUGAACUGCUGCUUUGUGUGGCAUUCUGACAAAUUAUGCAAAGAUAGCCGUCUCAUUGCUCCUCAGUCCCAUUCUAUGAAUGAUUGGACUUACAUCUUCUUGCCUUUUGGUUUCAGGUGAUGCCAAGAACUGUAGCUCUCCUGAUGCAGUUCACAAAGUUAGGCAACAGAUCAUAGAACACAUAGACCUGUGGCUGUCCCAGUGCCAGGCCACAGGUAGGAGUUAUAUGUGAUAGAUUUAUGGCAGAGGUACAUGUAUGUGACAGCUUUUUCUUUGACUAACCUUGAUCUCCUGUAUUACCUUCUCAACAGAUGUGUAAUUGCUCACUUAUGAAAGAUGAGUGCCGUAUCAAUCUUCUUAUGUAUGUAAGACCAGUAUGAACAGAAAAUAAUAUCUAUUAUUUAUCAA
Messenger RNA from Vitis vinifera (wine grape), 2403 nucleotides. RefSeq names its product probable serine protease EDA2. Gene Ontology annotation, cellular component: vacuole. The record is from RefSeq and is a predicted model, not a curated record. NCBI's taxonomy places the organism in Eukaryota, Viridiplantae, Streptophyta, Magnoliopsida, Vitales, Vitaceae. The coding region runs from base 101 to 1555 and encodes 484 amino acids. Gene Ontology annotation, biological process: proteolysis. The transcript has 11 exons. Gene Ontology annotation, molecular function: dipeptidyl-peptidase activity; serine-type exopeptidase activity.